UUUAUGAAAAAUAAUUUUCUAGAAAAUCAUCCACAAAUUUUGAAACAGCUGGCCUGUUAGAAAAUAGCUAAUUUAUCUGUCAUUAAUCAUGGAUCGUCGUAGAAGCUUAGGUUUUGUACCUAUCAAACUCCCAGAUUCAGUGUGCAAUAACUUGUUUUCGAUGGGAAGUGAUGAUAAAAGAUCUUUGAUGUCUCCGAUGACUGAACUUUCAGUAAAUCUAGAGUUAAGUUCAAUGUCAACACCACGUCGCCGGCUUUCCUUGUCUGAAAAUGGAACGCCUACACCAAAACGUGCAAAUUCUGUUACUGAAUCGAUAGAGUCUGGAAUAGGAUCUCCACUAGCUGAUAUACAAGGAAUGGAAUCACCAUUAACACUAUGUCCGGACUUUGACUCACCAACAAUAGAAAACAUACGGGCAAGAAAAGGCUCAACUUCUUCUGCAAAUUCAUUUAAUAUGCGAAGACGGAUUAUGGCAAGACGUAGCUUUUCAUCUCCAGUUAUGACUAGAAAACCCCUUGAACCACUAAGUUUUAAUGACCAAAACUCACCACAGAAUUCACCAUUUAAGCCAAUUAUUAACAAUGCAGAAGAAAAUCACAGUGAUUUGUCCAUGUGCGAAAUGUCUGAUCAGUUUCCGGAACUGGACGACUGCAAAUUUCAGUUAAAGAGAAAAUAUGUGGGAAGAUCUAAUUCUGCUCCUCCAGAUGUAUUUGACGAUAUGCAGUAUCAUAAUUUUGAAAGCCAGUUGUCAAAAGGUAGCGACGAUGAUGGCUUUUUUGAUGAACUUUCCAAAGAUUCAGAAUGUAUGAACUCAAAUCUAUCAUCGAGCGUUCCAACAAAUUUAAUGGGACUGAUGGCGGGUCCUAUAGUGUCGAAAGAGUUUCCAGAAGAAGAUAAAGAAAACUGCGCUCCUCAGCCAGUCUUUAGAAAACCAAUUGGAGUGCCUAUCCGAAAAACAAGGUCGAAAUCAUUUUCAAUCAAGCGAGACAACCCAUGCGAGAACAGUCCUAGUCCUGUUUCUAGAAAGAAAAGACAAAGAUUUGUCAGAAGUCAGUCUACCUUAGAUGUUAAUGCUAUGGCACCUGUCCAAAAAAUACUAACUGCACCGUUACCUUCAAGAGGAUUGUUUCGAUCGCAAUCAUUUGAUACACAUGUUACUAAAUCACCCAGUGUUGACAUUACAUCCUUGUUUGACAUGGACAACAAGAACUUAAUUGGAGACAAGACUAGAGAAUAUUGUUUACCGACAUUAGAAUCUAAACAUCCUGACUUGAAGGGGAUUUCCCCAGAAACCUUGGCAAGCGUGAUGGAUGGUGACUUUAAACACGUGAUCGAUGAGGUUUUUAUCAUUGAUUCUCGUUACCCAUAUGAAUAUGAAGGAGGCCAUAUCAAGGGAGCUUUAAAUAUAUACGAGAAACCAGAGCUCGUUCAGCAAUUUCUUCAAAAUCCAAAAUGCAAUCCAGAUAAAAGACAAAUUUUUGUUUUUCAUUGCGAGUUUUCUUCGAAGCGUGGACCAGCCAUGUGUCGUUUCCUCCGCAAUCAAGACAGGGACGUGCAUCAAAACUGUUACCCGAAGCUCUACUAUCCGGAGAUGUAUCUGUUAGAAGGUGGCUACAAAGAUUUUUUCGCUAAUAAGAAGACUUAUUGCCAACCUGAAGUAUACCGCGAGAUGUUAGAUCCUCAGUUUUCACAGGAACUAAAGAAAUUCUCGAAGCGUUCGAAGUCCUGGAGUGAAGAUAAAUCCAUGCGAAGGAGAACAGGUUUAAGAUACUGAGAGCUGCUCCUGUUUUUAUAAUGUAGUUCGUAGUAGGUUGUUUCAAAUUAUGGCGUUUUAUUAUUUAUUAUAUAAAAAAAAGUGUGAAUAUUUGUAUAUAAUGACCAAUUUUUGUGCACUGCGAAAUGUACAAUGCAGUCGUACUUAAAAACAAACUCGUUUGCGUUCUACACCUGAACGGAUUGCCAAAGCGCUCCUUCGUCUGAACUACUUUGUGUAUUACAGUAAUAUUUUAAAAAUCUAAAUCAUUUAAUGCAGUCCCCUGUGCAUUAUUUUACUUAACGGUUGAGAGCUAUCCUUAUGCGCCGGCGCAUGUGAAAUUUAAGCAGACACAAUGGAUUGUGGUUAUAGUCGCAUAAUGCGCGGGUUGCGUAGUUUUAUCAACUUGAAAAUUUAUUUUAUUAUUUUUUUUGUGUUGAGUUUUUAAUACUCCUUCAAUGUGUAUCAAGUUUUCAAUAAAAUAUAUUUUCACUGACUGA
Messenger RNA from Hydractinia symbiolongicarpus, 2253 nucleotides. RefSeq names its product M-phase inducer phosphatase 1-B-like. The coding region runs from base 89 to 1774 and encodes 561 amino acids. Gene Ontology annotation, cellular component: nucleus; cytoplasm. Gene Ontology annotation, molecular function: protein tyrosine phosphatase activity. Gene Ontology annotation, biological process: positive regulation of G2/MI transition of meiotic cell cycle; positive regulation of G2/M transition of mitotic cell cycle; G2/M transition of mitotic cell cycle. The record is from RefSeq and is a predicted model, not a curated record. The transcript is spliced from 17 exons. Lineage: Eukaryota; Metazoa; Cnidaria; Hydrozoa; Anthoathecata; Hydractiniidae.